Staurois parvus is the source of this 366-nucleotide messenger RNA. The record is from the annotation of a GenBank genome assembly. NCBI's taxonomy places the organism in Eukaryota, Metazoa, Chordata, Amphibia, Anura, Ranidae.
AUGGAGACGGCUUCUAAAAAUAUUUGUUGAAAGAAUGGGUCACUCUUUCAACCAGUGAAUACCAUGAUAGGUUGCCACCUGUGCAAUAAGUCUAUCCAUGAAAUUUCCUUGCUACUAAAUAUUCUACGGUCAACUGUUAGUGGUAUUAUAACAAAGUAGAAUCAACUGGGAACAGCAACUCAGACAUGAAAUGAUAGGCCACGUAAAAUGACAGAGCGGGGUCAGCGCAUGCUGAAGCGCACAGUGCGCAGAAGUUGCCAACUGUCUGCAGAGUCCAUAGCUAUAGACUUCCAGAUUUUAGCCUGCAGAUUAGCACAACAGUACGUAGAGAACUUCAUGGAAUGGGCUUCAGCUGCAUCCAAGCCU